This is a messenger RNA of Ricinus communis (castor bean), 922 nucleotides long. RefSeq names its product probable NAD(P)H dehydrogenase subunit CRR3, chloroplastic. Gene Ontology annotation, biological process: photosynthetic electron transport in photosystem I. Gene Ontology annotation, cellular component: NAD(P)H dehydrogenase complex (plastoquinone); chloroplast thylakoid membrane. The record is from RefSeq and is a predicted model, not a curated record. NCBI's taxonomy places the organism in Eukaryota, Viridiplantae, Streptophyta, Magnoliopsida, Malpighiales, Euphorbiaceae. Bases 113 to 646 code for a protein of 177 amino acids. The transcript has 3 exons.
AAAUUUAGAUUUAUUUACAAUUAAUCCUUGUAAAUUUUCGAAAUGAAGAGAUAUUUCUUUAUCCGAUCAAUAUUUAUACUUUUCCUAUCUUUAGCAGAAUCAGUGGCAUACCAUGGCUUGCUUAUCCUGCCAUUGCCUCGCCAAAGCUUUCGUUUAUGCCUCUCUUUCCACCAACAACAACGACUCUGUUUCUCUUCCUUCUCCUCCACACUCCAGCGCUAGAGAUCCCAAGCCUUCAAUUCCUACCACUAAAACAAAAACUACUUCCCCAACCCUUCCAAGAAAGCAGCGCCAUCAAUCCAAACUCCAAAAGCAACUCAAUCUUAUCCGCAUCGAACGUGCCAUUGGAGCCGGCAGUUAUCGGGAUUCUGAGCCCAAUGGCUUGGAGCAGCAUAGCAACUCUACUGUGCAGGGCCUUUUGCCUGAUGAUGCUGGUGGUUUAGAGGGGUCUGUGGAGAAGAAGCUACGAGAGACCGGAGAGUGGCUAACUGAUAAAACCGAGGGACAAUUUCGUUCUUCUGGUAAACAAAUCUUGAUGUUUUUCUUCAAAUGGGUUCUGCCAAUUUACAUUUUCAUGUUCUUGGUGACUUCAGGAAUUGUAGAGCUACCAUUCAGCACUCCCUUUCUUGAUGAUCUCCUCAUGUGAAUAAAAAUCAUACUCAAAAUUUUUAUAUAUGUUUGCUCUCUCUUGGUCGAUGUCAGUAAAGGUGUAUAAUAAUUAUACCGUAAAAUUACAAGAUCUAAACAUAAUAGUUAUAUAUAGAGGAAGGGGGAGGAAACUCCUUUCUUUGCAAGUGCUAUAGGAGAAGAUUGUCUGUCAUAUGCAGCCUUCCCUACACUUGUUUCCAAUAUUGAGCUCUCUGUGUAUGUAAUAUUUGGUCAAUAAUGGAUGGUAAGACUAGUCGCCUAACUUGUUCCUGCA